Messenger RNA from Toxorhynchites rutilus septentrionalis, 1276 nucleotides. Its product is annotated as clavesin-1-like. The transcript has 2 exons. NCBI's taxonomy places the organism in Eukaryota, Metazoa, Arthropoda, Insecta, Diptera, Culicidae. Gene Ontology annotation, cellular component: membrane. Gene Ontology annotation, molecular function: phosphatidylinositol bisphosphate binding. The record is from RefSeq and is a predicted model, not a curated record. The coding region runs from base 91 to 1074 and encodes 327 amino acids.
GCUCGCUCAGCAUAGAGCUCAAUCUGAAUAUUGAAAACAGUUUCGCAGUAUUGUGGCCGUCGGCGAAGUGAAAGUGAUAAUUUUGUGAAGAUGCUUGGUGAGAUAUGCGCGCCGUGUUUGGAUAAGGCACCAGAAAAGUAUGACGAUCGUUUGGCCGAAAUGGAUGAGUUUUUCACGCGACUCGCCAGGGAGUUUAUUCGCGAAGAUCCUGAGAUCCGGGAGCAAUCGCUCAGGCAGCUGAGGGAUUGGAUAGCGAAGCAUCCCUACAUCAAGAAGGUUCGCACAGAUGCGCCCUUUCUGUUAAGAUUUCUUCGCACGAAAAAGUAUAACUUUAUCAACUCCUCAAAGAUGCUCGAACGGUAUCUUGCGGCACGUGUUCUACACAGAAAGUGGUUUAGUCAGUUAUCUUUAGAUGAGCCGGAUCUUUGUGCACUGGUCGAUGCGGGUUAUCUGUUUCCGCUUCCGGAGCGCGACAGCAAAGGAAGGACUCUAAUAUUUAGCAAUGGUUCGGGUGUGGAUCCGACCAAAUUUUCUGGCGUCCAUGCGUGCCGAAUCCAUAUGCUAAUGGCCGAGAUGUUGCACGAUUUGAACGAGGUUCAGUGUGGAGGAUUUGUGCUCAUUUACGAUUUCUCUAAAAUCACGUUGGCUCAUGUGAAUAUUGUGUCCUUCAGCGAGAUGCGAAUGAUGGCGCGGGUGCUCAACAACGCAACACCGAUGCGAACACAAGAGGUUCACAUCGUAAACACACCCGGAGUGGCGGUGACAGUCGCCAAUUUUGCACUACAACUGGCAAACGAGAAGCUGAGGAGCCGCGUUUUUUGUCAUCGCAACUGGGAAGAACUGUACGCCAAGGUGGACAGGAAUCUGCUGCCGAAAGAGUAUGGCGGAAAAAUUUCGCAAGCGGUGUUGAUCGAGAACUUCAAGAAUCGCUGUCGUGAAAUGCGGCCGUACCUGUUGGCACAUGACGAGAUGGACAUGGAGAUCGCUACGGAUUCGGAAUACUGGAAGGAAACUUCCGAUGCCGAGUUGGAGAGUGGUGCGAUUGGUACUUUCCGCAAGUUACAGGUGGAUUAACGCUGUUUUGCAUAAAUGCACAAUUCAAUAUUCCUAUAGAGUAGUUGGAAGAAGUGAAGAAAUAUGUGCAGAAACCUUUAUUGACUAUGUGGCCCACGCACGUGGAAUGGAAAAUGUACUUGAUAAUAGUGAUAAGAGAUAUAUGUGAAAAAUACUGUCUACGGAUUAUACAAGAUUCUAAUAAAUAAAUGUUCUAAAUCGU